This is a messenger RNA of Panicum virgatum (switchgrass), 4953 nucleotides long. RefSeq lists its product as uncharacterized. The record is from RefSeq and is a predicted model, not a curated record. Lineage: Eukaryota; Viridiplantae; Streptophyta; Magnoliopsida; Poales; Poaceae. The transcript has 5 exons. Gene Ontology annotation, molecular function: zinc ion binding. Bases 2725 to 4536 code for a protein of 603 amino acids.
UCAUGGUGAUUAGCUUUUUAUUUCUUUCUGCGUUUUGUUUCCUAAAGAAAUAGCUCUUCAAAUCUAUCUAGGACUAGUCAAAUUCUCAUUAUGUCUCUUUUCUUUGCACAUUCCUGAUGCUUAUUUGGAAAAGUCCAUUUUAUUACCCUCGCCAAUCCACUUUGUUUCUCUAACCCCUCAAAAAAAAUUUAGGUUCAAUUUGCUCAUCAAAUUAUUUUGGUUGGUUCAAUCUACCCCUAAUGGGAUUUGUCUUUCUUUUUUCUCCAUGUACGGGUUUAGUUUUAAGAUCAAACUUUGCGUGCGGAUACCAGAUAGAGAUGAUGCCUUAUGUUAGGAAAAAAUAUUAAAAAUGUUUACGGUUAUUUUCAUAGGUUAGGAAUAUUUAGAGGGUGUUUAGUUCCAAAAAAAUUUGCACUGUACACGUUGCAUCGAAUCUUCGGACAUAUGUAUGGAGCAUUUAUAUACAGUAGAAAAAAUAACUAAUUACACAUUUUAACUGAUUCAUACAACACGAAUCUUUUAAACCUAAUUAGUUCAUAAUUAGACAUUAAUUGCCAAAUAACAACGAAAUGUGCUAUAGUACCAGAACCCAAACUUUUUCACCAACUAAACACCCACUUAAUACAAAAUUGAUUCUAGAGAUACAAAAUUGCAUGAAAGUAAUUGUGAAAACUUCCUAAAUUAUUUUUCUAACAUAAAAUAUCAUGUGAAAAGUCAUCUUGCAAAAUUUGAACUUCAACUCAACUCAUGCGGAGAGAUAGAAAGGAGAAAUUUUAUUAAGAGGUAGAUUUGACCAACUGAAAUGGUUUGAGUGAGUACAUCAAGUCUAAAUUGUGGUCAGGAGAUUAAGUGGACAAAGUAAAAUGGUGGAGAUAGUAAUAUGGUGGUCUUAUUUCAAUACGUGAAUAAAGCCCCUUUUAUCUAGAUAGAAAAAGUUUACCAUGUUCUUAGUUUUGUUCUUUGCCAAAAAAUAAAAAAAAUCAUAUCAGUAAAUGAGCAAUCUUGUUGUACCUGUACCUAUACCUAGGACAGCGUCACUCGUGUCUAGCAUGGCUGGAAAAAAUUGGAAGGAUAAUUCUGUCAACAGAGCACGAGAAAAAAACACUGAAAACAAGAUAGAUGGUUUUGGAAACACCGAUAAUUCUUCCUUAGAGGUAGGUGUGCUUUCGUAUUUGUGAGCACCUACACAAUCCCAUCAACUGCAAAAAAACGGGAUGUCCCGAAUUGGUAAAAGCGGGAUAUCCCGAAUAAAUACAGGAAAUACGAAAACGAUCGGAAAAAUAGUCAAAUCAUUUCCAUCCCAAUUCCGAAUUUGAUAUUCCCGUACCGAAUCCGAAUUUGUUCGAAAAUUACGAAAACGAGCGGGUAAAAUAUAGAAAUCUGAGUGGAACGGAACGAGAUUUAUUCCGACAUUUUCAACCCUACCUACACUACAUUUGUUUUUUUUAAAAAAAGGUUGUACCUCAUGAUAGAAAUCCUCCAAAUUUCAAUAUUUUUGGCUAUUUGAAAUUCCUGUAAGAGUAAAUUUCACCGGUGGUCCUCGAACUUGUUCCGCGUUCUCAUCCCGGUCCCGGUACUUGCAAAACGUGCAUUCAACAUCCUAAACUUGUUUUAUUGUAUCAUUGCUGGUCCAAACAGCCCCCCGCGCGCGUCCGACAGCUGACACCGUGGAUUUGGCGGGAUUUUUGCCGCCUUUGCUAUCACGUGGGGCAUGCGUGUAAGUCUGGGCACAGGUAAAAUAAGCAGAAACCCCCCUGACGUUUCCUCACUCUUAUUUCGCCCCCCUCCUCUCUUCAUCGAUCAGACUACCAUAGUGGCGGCAGCAAGGAACACAAAGCGGCGGCGGCGGCGGCGAGGAACACGAAGCGGCGGCGACGAUGAGGAAGGCUGCUGCUUGGCCCAACCAAAGACCACGGCAGUGGGGAGAGGGUUGGGCGGGUGUCUCCAUCACCCUUGUCCUCUUCCCCAUGGCCCCACGGAGGCGAAAGGAAGGGGAACCACCCCCUGAAUACGGUCCCAAAUCUAAGAUUUUUCCGGUAGAAGUUCACCAUGGUGGAGUUUUUAGUGGCAUUGGAGUUGACCGUGCCUAUGUAGGUGGACAGUUGGAUUGGUUUAAUAAUGUGGAAGCUAGUAGUUGGUCUUAUUUCUGGAUAGAGGAAUUCAUAAUGCUGCUUAACUAUGGUUUUAGUCCCAGAAAUCUAAAAGUGUAUUGGUUAUUGUCUGGCAAGGAGUUAUCUGAUGGUUUAAGGACUUUAGCAUCUGAUCAUGACAUUGGGAAAAGCAGCAGCAGUAGCAGUUAGGCAAUCAAAGGUUCAAGAUGUUGAUUCUGACGAUGAGGACUUGGGUCUUCCUGAAGAUUCUGAUGGAGAAGGUGGUGUCAAAUUGAAGUUAAAGAGCUUUAUGCCAGAUGACCUCAACAAUCCAACAUUUACUAUUGGUAUGUGCUUUCCUUCUGUAGAGAUGGUGAGAAAAGCUGUGACAGAGUACAGUUUGAGGCAUAGAGUUGACAUCAAGAUGCCUAGGAAUGACAAGACAAGAAUAGGUGCCCAUUGUGCACCUGGCUGCCCAUGGAAAUUAUAUGCAGCAAAGGAUAGCAGGGCAAAUACCAUCAUGGUGAAGUCCUAUGUUGGAGAGCACAACUGUAGAAGGGAGUGGAUUUUGGAAUAAUGCACUGCAAAUUGGCUUGCUGAUAAAUACAUUGAGAGUUUUAGAGCUGAUGACAAGAUGACCUUGGGCAAUUUUGCUAGGGUUGUUCAAAAGGAAUGGAAUCUGACACCUUCAAGGAGUAAGCUAUCAAGAGCAAGAAGAUUAGCCCUAAAUCAGAUUUAUGGUGAUGAGAUUGAGCAAUACAAUAAGCUUUGGGACUAUGGAUGUGAGAUUAGAAGGUCUAACCCUGGUAGCACAUUGUUCCUAAGGCUAUCAGAUGGGCACUUCAACAACUUGUACUUUGCACUUGAUGCUUACAAGAGAGGAUUUCUAAGUGGCUGCAGACCAAUUAUUUGUUUGGAUGGAUGCCACAUCAAGACUAAAUUUGGUGGGCAACUUUUAACUGCUGUGGGAGUUGACCCAAAUGACUGUAUAUUUCCAAUAGCAAUGGCAGUAGUAGAAGUAGAGUCCUUGAGCACAUGGAAGUGGUUUCUAGAAACACUCAAAGAAGAGCUCAACAUUGGCAACACAUAUCCCUGGACCAUUAUGACUGACAAACAAAAGGGUCGCAUACCUGCAGUACAACAAGUCUUUCCAGAAUCAGAGCAUCGGUUUUGUGUCCGACAUCUGUACCAAAACUUCCAGGAACAUUUCAAAGGUGAGAAUCUUAAGAAUAAGCUAUGGGCAUGUGCUAGGUCGAGUUCUGUUCAACAGUGGAAUAUUAACAUGGAGGCCAUGAAGGUUCUUGACUCUGAUGCACACGCUUGGCUUGAGAAAAUGCCACCAAACACUUGGGUAAGGGCUUUUUUCAGUACUUUCCCUAAGUGCGACAUCCUUCUUAAUAACAGUUGUGAAGUAUUCAACAAGUAUAUACUUGAUGCAAGAGAGCUACCAAUACUCAGUAUGCUUGAAAGGAUAAAGGGACAGCUCAUGACUAGAUUCUACAGCAAGCAGACAGAGAUCAAUGAGAAUUGGACAGGACCUGUUUGUCCAAAGAUCAGAAAGAAGCUAUUGAAGAAUUCAGACUAUGCUAACCUAUGUUAUGUGAUGCCAGCUGGUAAGGGCAUUUUCCAAGUGCAGUAUAAGGGUGCUGACUAUAUUGUUGAUAUUUGCAACAAGACAUGUGAUUGCAGAAGAUGGGAUUUGACAGGAAUCCCAUGCAACCAUAUUGUGGCCUGUCUUAGGCAUGAAAGGAUUCCUGCCGAGGAGGUACUCCCAGUCUGCUAUUCCACUGAAACAUUCAACAAGGUGUAUGGUUUUAAUAUAAUGCCUUGUGCUGACAAGAACAAUUGGGAAAAGACCAAUGGACCUAAAGUACUACCACCUGUGUAUGAGAAAAAGGUUGGGAGGCCACCUAAAUCUAGGAGGAAGCAGCCCCAUGAGGUGCAAGGCAAGGAUGGCCCAAAGCUGUCCAGACAUGGUGUUAUCAUUACUUGUAGCUGGUGCAAAGGCCAACAUCACAAUAGAGCUGGAUGCAGUCUUAGGAAGCUGGGAGUUAAUCCUAUUGCUCAUAGCAAUCCAAAUCCUGUUAUUGAUGAAAAUGUGCUAGAUGAUGAACCUGUCAUCACCCAGGAAACUGGUCACUCGCAAGCUGCACAUGUUCAACUUCAGGACACCAUGUUAUCACAAAUGAUACAAGAGGCUUCAAGUAUUGUUGCUCCAUACCAACCUCUAGGAUCUCUGCCAGAUUGUUCUUAUAUUGCAGCCAACCAACCUGUUCCACGGCCUAUUCCACCCACCACUGCAUCCAAAGCUGUCAAGGCAGCACUGAACAAGCGCAAGGCUGCUGGAAACAAGUCGAAGGAUGCAACAGGGAAGAAAGCAAAGGCCACAAGGAGUAAGACUGUGGGUAACGCUACAAACAGUGGCGGAAGCAGAUUUUCAACUUAGGGGGGGCUUGGUUCUUCCUCCUCUCUAUCUCCACUCAUUUCUUCACCUUGUUUUUCUCUUUUUCUCUCAUAUUUCUUCUUUGAUUUCAAUGGAAGUUUGGGCUGUAGGGGGGGCUAGAGCCCCCCUAGCCCCCCCUGUAAAUCCGCCCCUGGCUACAAAGAAGAAGUAAUCAAGAAGCCACCUUUUGUGAAUGGCCGCUUCUACUGACCCAUUUUGUGAAUGAAAGAAGCUGAGCUGACCCCUUUUGUGAAUGAAAGAUAGAUUUCUUUUGUGAUGUAAUUUGCUCCAAAACUAUGUCUGGAAGCUUACAUCAUUUAAUAUCUCCUAGCUAGAUGUGUCGAAGAGUUGUUUGAGCUCUGUAAAAGAACUAAAUCAGGGCUCUGAUCCAUGGUGCUAGCACCAAAAACCUUAUCUGGA